This is a messenger RNA of Cylicocyclus nassatus, 465 nucleotides long. Lineage: Eukaryota; Metazoa; Nematoda; Chromadorea; Rhabditida; Strongylidae. The record is from the annotation of a GenBank genome assembly.
AUGGUUUACCUGCUGGUUACUGGAGUUUACUCGUCUGGAGUUGCGAAGGUGACUCUAAAACUUAAUCAAAGCUGGGCAAGUCCUUUAAGCAUUAUGAUUGCAAUGUUUAAUUACCUAAUAGUUGUUCUUAUGUUCAUUGUUGGCGUUGAGGGCCGUAUAUACGGAGGUGAUGGACCUCAUUAUAUAAACUUCGGCGGCAAACCUCUUCGUCUUCUCUGAUCGGUUAUCAACAAAUCGAUCCAUCAUGACUGCUUUACUUUCUGUCUAUGAGUUAAUCUUUCACAGUAAAGAUGUCCUUUAAUCAUUGUUAUAGAGAGUGUCCCAAAAGUAUAGAUCGUUUGACUAUAGUUGGCCGUCUGAAAAUAGUGUAAUUGCGCAAUUAUUAUAUCGUAUAGCUUGCUUCACCUCGUGAAGUUAAUAAAAGAAAGUCUUUGAACUUUGCAUUCAGGCAAAGUUUCACUAUGG